Daucus carota subsp. sativus is the source of this 2444-nucleotide messenger RNA. RefSeq names its product protein SINE1. Gene Ontology annotation, cellular component: microtubule. Lineage: Eukaryota; Viridiplantae; Streptophyta; Magnoliopsida; Apiales; Apiaceae. Bases 274 to 2325 code for a protein of 683 amino acids. The transcript has 3 exons. Gene Ontology annotation, molecular function: microtubule binding. The record is from RefSeq and is a predicted model, not a curated record.
CCUCAUUCACAUCGCACAUUAGAAAGACCGAAGAAAUUAUUACACCUCACCCCUCUUUUAGCUCACCUUUUUGAGAAAAUUUGAAUCCCAAUCCGCCCAAAAAUAUAUUCCAAUUCUUUCUUUAGUAUAUUGCCGCUGUAUUAGUUUCAAGAACUUGUCAUUCACAAAUUUCUCAGAAUAAAGCUCCCAGAAUUUUAAAGAUUAAAGCUUUCGAUUGAUGUCUGUAACAGCAAGAAAAGAGGUUUAAGCAGAAACUCAUAAGUUUGAUUAGAGAUGGGGAGAAAUGUUGGACCUGUGCUUCGGCGAGAAUUGGAUAAUCUUGGAAAGGAUGCUGAUUGUAGAAAAUCAGCUAUGAAGGCGUUAAAGUCUUAUGUGAAAAACCUGGAUUCGGAGACGAUUCCAUUCUUUCUUGCUCAGGUUUCGGAGAGAAAAGAAACUAGCUCAUCAGCUGGAGAGUAUUCGAUUUCACUCUAUGAAGUUCUUGCUCGUGUUCAUGGCCCGAGAAUUGUACCUUACAUUGAUAUUAUCAUGACAACCAUUGGAAAUACCUUAACUUUAAGUGUAAGAUCAUUUGCACUUCAUCAAGCUUGCUCAAAGGUUGUUUCAGCAAUUGCAAGAUACGGGAUUGAUCCAACUACUCCUGAAAACAUGAAAAGACAAAUAAUUCAUUCACUUUGUAAGCCUCUUUCUGAUUCUAUUUUGGUUAGCCAAGAGAACUUAUCUUUUGGAUCUGCACUGUGCUUGAAGGCAUUAGUGGAUUCUGAUAAUUGGCGAUUUGCGUCCGGUGACAUGGUUAAUGAGGUUUGUCAAAGAGUUGCUGGAGCUCUGGAGAAACCUAUGCAGACGAACUCACACAUGGGAUUAGUCAUGGCACUUGCUAAGAGUAAUAGUCUUGUUGUUGAAGCAUAUGCAAGACUGUUAAUACAGUCUGGAUUGAGGAUAUUGAGUGCUGGGGUGGCAGAAGAUAAUUCUCAAAAAAGACUUUUAGCCAUACAGAUGGUGAAUUGUCUGAUGAAGUCUUUGGAUCCUAGGAGCUUAUUCUCAGAGCUAGAAGGGAUAAUGGAUGAAAUGCAGAAGUGUCAAGAUGAUAAGAUGUCGUAUGUCAAAGGGGCUGCUUUUGAUGCAUUACAAACAGCGAAAAAUAUUGCUAGUGAGAAAGGAUCAAACCUCGAGGAGGAUACAGGUUCAGUCAGUGGAUCAAACUUUUGUAGUAAUAAUGGUUACUGGAGGAGAAAUUUGUCUGAUGCAGUUGAUCAGAUACCAAUUAAAACAUCACCAGAAUCUCAAACUGUUAAUUCAUUUGCUGAGUAUGAUUUUUUAAAUGAAUCGCCAAUUUCACACAGCUAUGUGUCUGGUGACUUGGACUAUGAUAGGAGAGUGAACGCCCAGCUCUGGAGGAAGUUUGAGAAUGGUGGACUUGAUCUGUCAUUCAAGGACAGAAUAUCUACAGAGGCAACCUCUAAAACUUUAAUGGAAUAUACUGAAGAAAAUAAAUGUUUAGAGAACAGGGAAUGUGCAAAUGAAUUUGCAGGUUUUCUGCAGGAAAGUUCAAGAGGUGCAGGCGUGAGAAGCACCACUCCUAGUCCUCAGAGGUCGCGACACAUGAAUGUUGAUGAUAUCAAAAUCUUCACAACCCCUAGAAAGCUAAUCUACUCGCUUCAAGAUGAAAGCAGCGGGAACUCAAAUAUCUCUGAAAAGCAAAGCCGGCGGUAUAAAAGCCCUUGCAAAAGCAGAUAUGAAUCAAGUCUGUCAAAAUGCGAAGAAACUAGCUUUUUAAAUCAUCCUGCAUCAAUGUAUGACCAAUAUGGCUUCCCUCGUGAUGUAAAAUAUAAGACCAAAAGAGAAGAAAAUGUGUUUCUCACUGGCGAAGAUUUCUAUGGCAGCUCCAAAUCAGUUUCUUCAUCAGAAGCUGCAGCAGUAGGUAAAGUGCAGGUGUGGCAAAAGUCAGAUUCCGCUUGCCAAAAAGAAUCACCCGAAGUAAGCGUUCAGAAGCACUAUCCAAUGUAUGACCAAUAUGGCUUCCCUAGUGAUGUAAAAUAUAAGACCAAAAGUAAAGAAAAUGUGUCUCUCACUGGCGAAGAUUCCUAUGGUAGCUCCAAAUCAGUUUCUUCAUCAGAAGCUGCAGCAGUAGGUAAAGUGCAGGUGUGUCAAAAGUCGAAUUCCGCUAGCCAAAAAGAAUCACUGGUAGUAAGCGUUCAGAAGCACUAUCCAAUGUCACUCCGCAUCAUAGUUUGGGGCACCUUAAUCGUAGUGUUCAUAGCAUUUGUUUGCUUACCGUGGAUUGGUAGUGAUCAGGAUGAAGGUUAUUAUCUUCCACCUACCUAAUACUUUUCCUGAUAAUUAAUGUAACAAUCAAAUUUUCAGGGACCUUUUAUAACAACAAUUGUACCUGGCAUCGUGUCUGAUUUCUGUUGGACCGUUAAACAUUGGUUUUUUGAGGUUGA